Saxophila tyrrhenica is the source of this 981-nucleotide messenger RNA. RefSeq lists its product as uncharacterized. The record is from RefSeq and is a predicted model, not a curated record. The coding region runs from base 1 to 981 and encodes 326 amino acids. The transcript is spliced from 2 exons. Lineage: Eukaryota; Fungi; Ascomycota; Dothideomycetes; Mycosphaerellales; Extremaceae.
AUGGAGAUGAGCUAUCCCUAUCCUAUACGGAGCAAGUUCAACCCACAGAACUCUUACACCGAUAUCGACUACGACAUGACUUCGCCAUUGGACUCCGAUGGCUCCAACUUCCCAUGCAAAGGCUACCAGAAUGAUGCGUCGAUACAGUCUACUGCGAGAUACGCAGCUGGUUCCACAUACGAGAUGACACUAGCAGGAAGUGCAACCCAUAUGGGCGGGAGCUGUCAGAUAUCGCUAUCCUAUGAUCAAGGAGCGACCUUUCAUGUGAUCAAAAGCAUGAUCGGUGGCUGCGCACUGACGAGCUCCUACAACUUCACCAUCCCAUCGUACGCAUCAGCCGGCUCAGCGCUCCUUGCUUGGACCUGGCAGAACUUUGAGGGCAACCGGGAGUUCUACAUGAACUGUGCAGAAGUGGACAUUUCAUCAACAGCUACCAAGCGACGACGCAGAAGACAGGCAACCAGUGCUUUCGACCAACUACCCUACAUCUGGAAGGCCAACCUCGAAGGCCUCAAUGACUGCGUAACGACAGAAGGCGAGAAUCCCAUCUAUCCGAAUCCUGGCCCAGAUGUCAUCUACGGAGGAACAGCAAGCAGCUCAGAUCCACCGACACCGGGCGACUGUGAUGAACCAACCCCGUACGGGCAGACAUACUUGGCUCUGAGAGAUACAGGGCCCGAGAUGUCAUCUGCGCCCAGCAACGUCUCUGCGUACGGCACAGAUACAGCCCCAGGAGGGUCGCCUCCAAGCAACAUGUCGGCAUACGGUGUUUCCCAACUCGGCUCCAACGUCAAAGCCGUCCAGAGCCAGGCCGAAGACCCGUCGCAAUCAUACACAACGACUACUCUCACUAUUGACUGUCCAGACACGGGGACUGUCACGCUAUACCCAAGCACUACAACAUUCACGACCACUCAUUCACUAUCCCUGUACCGGAACAUCCGCCUCUUGUCCAUGUGCAAAUGGCUACAAGUGUUCUGA